Molecule: messenger RNA, 3380 nt
Organism: Harpegnathos saltator (Jerdon's jumping ant)
Lineage: Eukaryota; Metazoa; Arthropoda; Insecta; Hymenoptera; Formicidae
Product: transketolase-like protein 2
Exons: 8
Coding region: 338-2206 (622 amino acids)
Molecular function (GO): transketolase activity; thiamine pyrophosphate binding
Source: RefSeq, a predicted model, not a curated record
CACGAGUUCGAUAAGUUCUCGAAGAAAUGGUUUUGCGAAGCGGAAAUUAAGAUUAGUAUAAACCCGAUGAGACGGUUGAGAAAAAAAUUGAUAUUCCGUUGAAAAUGCUCUGGGGGAAGAAAUGGUACAGGGAUGAAAAAAUAAAAAAAAUUACCGUUCCCCGCUUGUACAUUGCGUUCCGGGGCAUCUCGUGUAUACGCGACGAUAUCUCCGUUAUCGACGUCCGAAGAAGUGGGGAGAUUCGUGCUCGCGCGCGUAGUCGGCCCAUCGCCGAAACCUCUCUACCCCCGGUAGUCGCGAUCGACCACCCAUUGUUGUUUCGGCGAUUUAGUUCACGAUGGUGCGAGACACGAACAUGGAGAAAGUCCAAGAUCUUGCCAAUAGACUACGUAUCGAGUGCGUACGAGCGACCGAGGCGGCGAAGAGCGGCCACCCGACGUCAUGUUCGUCGAUAGCGGAGAUUAUGUCCGUUCUCUUUUUCCAUACUAUGCGUUACAAGGUCUCGGAUCCACGUGAUCUGAACAGCGAUAGAUUCGUCCUCAGUAAGGGUCAUGCAGCUCCAAUUCUUUAUGCAGCAUGGGCAGAAGCAGGCUUAUUCCCACCGAGCGAAUUAUUGAAUUUGAGAAAAUUCGAUAGUGACCUAGAGGGACACCCCACUCCGAGACUCAACUUCAUAGACGUAGGAACUGGCUCAUUAGGACAAGGUCUCUCGGUUGCCGCAGGCAUGGCCUAUGUGGGAAAAAAUUACGACAAAGCCAGUUAUCGUGUAUAUUGUUUGAUCGGCGAUGGAGAAGCAGCGGAAGGUUCCAUCUGGGAAGCUCUUCAUUUUUCGUCUUACUACAAACUAGACAAUCUUUGUGCUAUUUUUGACGUCAACCGUCUCGGACAGAGUGAACCAACUUCGCUGCAGCAUAAUAUGGAAGUCUAUCGUAGAAGAUUAGAAGCCUUCGGUUUCAACGCUUUGGUCGUGGAUGGCCAUGAUGUGGAGGAAUUGGCGAAGGCUUUCCACGAAGCGGAACAUAUAAAAGGACGUCCCACUGCCAUUUUAGCCAAGACCUUUAAAGGCAAAAACUUCCCCAACAUUGAAGACUUGGACAACUGGCACGGCAAGCCGUUGGGCAAUAAAGCAAAUGAUGUUAUUCAGCAUUUGACUGGACUUUUGAAAAAUAUGGGCUCUGCUGGACUACGCCCACAAAAGCCGCUUAUGGACGAUGCUCCUGCUGUGGAUAUCAGCAACAUUACGUUAGCAGCGCCUCCAAGCUACAAAAUCGGUGACCAAGUAGCUACCAGAUUGGCCUACGGCACUGCUCUUGCAAAGUUGGCGAAAAAUCAUCCUCGUGUUAUUGCUCUGGACGGCGACACGAAGAAUUCCACUUACGCCGAUAAAAUAAAGACGGUCGACUCAACCAGAUUUAUCGAGGGAUUCAUCGCUGAACAGAACAUCGUGGGUGUCGCGAUCGGUGCCGCUUGCAGGGAUCGUACUGUCGCGUUCGUGUCGGCCUUUGCGACGUUCUUCACGCGCGCCUUCGAUCAGAUCCGCAUGGGCGCGAUAUCACAGACGAACGUGAACUUUGUCGGCUCGCAUUGCGGCGUGUCUAUCGGCGAGGACGGUCCCUCGCAGAUGGGCCUAGAAGACAUCGCGAUGUUCCGCACGAUCCCGGGUUCUACUGUUUUCUACCCGAGCGACGCGGUGUCGACAGAGCGCGCUGUAGAAUUGGCGGCCAACACCAAGGGCAUCUGCUUCAUACGCACCUCCCGUCCGAAUACAGCGGUCUUGUACAAUAACGACGAGCCGAUGGCCAUCGGUAAGGCCAAGAUUAUCAGGUCUUCCGCGAAAGAUCAGGUGCUCGUGAUUGGCGCCGGCGUGACGUUGCAUGAGGCGAUCAAGGCGGCUGACGAGUUGUCCAAGGCCGGGAUCAGCAUCCGCGUGAUGGAUCCAUUUACGAUCAAGCCCAUCGACAUGGAAGCGAUCGUGAAGAAUGCUAAGGAAACCGGCGGCAGGAUCGUCACAAUCGAGGACCAUUACGCGCAAGGUGGCCUGGGUGAGGCGGUCGCGGCCGCAGUUGCCUUGGAGAGAAACAUAAUAGUGAAGAUGUUGGCUGUGCCGACGGUGCCGCGUUCCGGUCCUCCCACGGUACUACUUGACCAUUUCGGUAUCAGCGCUCAUAAAAUUCUCGCUGCUGUGCGAGACAUCCUAAAACAUUAGCGAUCUUGUUGACCAAUGUCUCGCGGCUGGCAGCGAAAUUAGGUUGGCUGGGUUCAACAGGAACACUAAACAUGUACAAAAGAUGUUAUAUUUUUCGAAACCAAUGAGAACCUCAAUAAUAUAUAUAUAUAUAUACAUAUAUGAUGGCACAUUCCGGGCUAUAUUAAAAAGAUAUGAAACAAGAAAUGGAGUAUAAUUUUGCUGCAGCAUUAUUUCAUGAAAAUAGAUACACGGAGAAUAUAUUACCACUAGUUGUGUUUUUCUAUCGUUUUUGAUUGACAUGUUUACUGCAUUUUUGCAACAGGCAUUUAUUAUUAUCAUGUUUUCUUCCAUUUUUAGUUCUUGUAAUCAGUAGAACCUGACAAAGUUACUGAGGAAAGAAUAAGAUAUACAUAACUGGCUCUUAUUAUAAGUAAAGUUACAAUGAAAUAUCAAUCAGUUUAUUUUUGAACGCCAUAAAUGUAACAAGAGAGAAAUCGAAAUAUGAGAAUAUAAAAGAAAAAUUCGUAAAUAAUUCCUGGAAGUGAUUAAAAAUUGGAAACUAUAAAAAAUACGCACAAUUUUAUUUUAUUUAGAAAAUGACAAUAUAAUGCAAGAUAGUACAAUGUUAUUGAUGUAUAUAUUAUACAUCGAUAAAUAAAAAAUGCUAAGUAAUCAGUAGACAUAAAAGCAACUUGACAGUGUUCCUUAAAUUAAAAGAAUUUAUGUUUCUUCAAGAAAGAUUAAUUUUUUUUCAUUGGUUAAAUUUUGAUCUAGGGGUAAAUAACAUGUUGAAUGGAAAUUAUUUUCAAAUAUCUCUACAACUAUUGGACUGUAAAUAAUGAUACAAGUUAUAUUGAUUUCAAGUUGGUUUAUAUUAAAAAAAAGAACUUAAUGUGCAACAUUGAGUGCGCAUACAAUCGUGAAGGAUAGUUCAUUUCUAACGUUUAAUCGAGUUUAUGUGUGUAUAUAUAUAUCUGUAUACUCUGUCAUUCUAUGAAAUUUUGUAUACAAGUUUAUACACCGUUUUUGUAACUUGAAAAGGUUUAUACUGCAAAAAAUUUUUAUAAAAAAUAUACCCAUAUAUCUGAUAUUUUAUAAGUUGAAAAUGUGUUGUAAGAAGCAAGAAGAACAUUGAACAACGUUUGUUAGAAAUAUUCUUAUAUAAGCGGAAAUAAAAGUUCCUUCAAGACAA